This is a messenger RNA of Sycon ciliatum, 2686 nucleotides long. Its product is annotated as protoporphyrinogen oxidase-like. Gene Ontology annotation, molecular function: protoporphyrinogen oxidase activity, oxygen as acceptor. The record is from RefSeq and is a predicted model, not a curated record. NCBI's taxonomy places the organism in Eukaryota, Metazoa, Porifera, Calcarea, Leucosolenida, Sycettidae. The transcript is spliced from 11 exons. Bases 98 to 1594 code for a protein of 498 amino acids. Gene Ontology annotation, biological process: porphyrin-containing compound biosynthetic process.
GUUUGCAUGAUCGACCAUCGACCAUCGACAUGACAUUACCGUGAAUACAGAAGUCACUGAGAUUGAGCCAUUUUACUUCUGCAAAGUAUCUCAUGUAAUGGCUAGAAACGGCCGCGUGGUAAUUUUAGGUGGGGGGAUAUCUGGUCUAGCCUCGGCGUGGCGACUCAGUAAUCGCAUUCAUCCGCGUAAAAUUGUUCUAGUCGAGGGCCAGUCCUCCAUUGGAGGCUGGAUCAAGACAGCCAAAUCUCCAACAGGAAGUUUGUUUGAGAAUGGCCCCCGAAGUGUGCGACCUCAGGGAAAGGCAGGCAUCGCUACGCUUCAGCUUGUAUCUGACGUUGGGUUGGAGAACAGCGUCAUCCCGGUGACGUCCGUACACUCGUAUGCCAAGCGGCGCUAUGUGUACGCGAAGAAUCGCAUGAACGCGUUGCCGACCGCUCCCAGCGUGUCUGUUCUUCUCAAGAGACAGGAACCAUUCGAACGUUCCUUUGCGCGGGCAGGCGUCAAGGAUUUGUUUAGUUUCCGUGGUACUGGUCUCAAGUACACUGACCCACCACCAGAUGCGAUUUACCAUUUGUCACGAGGGGAAAGCAUCAACAGCUUCUUUGAGCGACGCUUUGGAGAAGAUAUAGCUCGCUAUGGUGUGGCCGCCAUGUGCCGGGGUGUGUACGCUGGUGACUCCAAACUGCUGUGCCUGCGUUCCUGCUUUCCCUUGUUGUACGACUUGGAGCAGAAGCAUCGGUCUGUCGUCCUGGGCAUGCUGCGACACAAGGCCGAUCCUGUUCCUGCCGAUGCUGCACAACUGGUGAAGAGGUCCCGUGAGGAGAAAUGGCGUAUGUGGACCCUGCAAGAGGGUAUGGAGAGCCUACCGAUCACCCUACAUCAGAAGUUGUUGGAGCGUGGUGUGGAUGUGCGGCUGGGCACUAUGUGCAGUGGAGUGGAAAUGACCGCAAAGGGUGUCCAGGUCCACUGUGGCGAAGAGAUCAUCGAGGCCGAUCAUGUCAUCUCGGCGUUGCCUGCUCAGCAUCUCUCGUCAGUUUUGUCUCCUCAGUUUUCGUUCCUCAAGGAACAGCUGGCAGACAUUCUCAGUGUCACUGUGGCGAUUGUUCAGAUGGAAUUUGAUGGCGACAUCAUACCUGAGAAGUACAAGGGGUUUGGCUACCUAGUGCCGCCGUGUGAAGGUGACUGGGUGCUCGGCGUAGUCCUGGAUAGUUGUUGUUUUCCCGAGCACAACACACCGGGCAAGCCCAACUCAACACGACUCACGGUCAUGAUGGGCGGUCAGUGGUACCAUCAGCUCUUUGCCAAUGAAUCUAACACAGAUGACCUGUUUGUUCACCACGCUACCAAAGCACUAAGAAAUCACCUGGAGAUUACCAAUCCCCGUCCAUCCUUCAUCAACACUACCAUACUCAAGGACUGCAUACCACAGUACUACAUGGGUCACUUCUCACGCAUUGAGGGUAUUUCAGCGUACAUAAAACAGCGGCAGCUCCCUAUCUCACUGAUCGGUUCGUCAUACCGCGGAGUCAGCGUCAACGACUGUAUCCUGGGUGCCAACACUGCGGUUGAUGAGUGGUGCAAGACGCAAGUGUGAUGCCUGUGCCACUACAUCGAUCACGCGUGCCUGCUGAUGGUGACUGGUCGGCGCCUCUACGGCUGCACAAAAUUAUUGGGAGCUAAACCCACCAUCAAAAUUACUAAGGUUUAACAACAGCAGCACCUUCAAGUAAGUGGGCUUGUGGUCCUGUUCUGUCGGUGGUAACCACUUCUAAUAGUGGAGAUGUGUGAAGAUGAAAUGAUCAACUUCUUGACGUCGCACCGCAGUGGCAGCUUGACUGGAGCUUGCUUUUCAUGCAGCGGCUCUAACUAGUCUAUCUCUAUCUCGAGCAGAGCAUGGGGUGGUCGUGGACAAUGCUAGUCCACACAGUAUGGCCACUAGGCUGGAGUAACGUUCACUGAACUGUAGGCGGCAAUGGUUGGCCUAUGGAUCGCCCAAUACCAUUUCAAUUCUAUUCGAGUCCACUCAUAAGAAUUUGUUGGAAUUUAUUCAGCCAUUCUUGCCAUCCCUCUCCCUAAUUUUGUCAUACAUGUACAAUGACUGGCACUUUGGUAUGUAUGCGUGUGUGCGUGUGUGUGUGUGUGUGUGUGUAUGUGUGAAUAUGUGUGUGUGUGUGUGUGUGUGUGUGUGUGUGUGUGUGUGUGUGUGUGUGUGUGUGUGUGUGUGUGUGUGUGUGUGUGUGUGUGUGUGUGUGUGUGAAUGUGUGUGUGUGUGUGAAUGUGUGUGUGUGAAUAUGUGUGCGUGUGUGGGUGUGGGUGUGGGUGUCAAGUCCCAGUGAGGCUGCCACACGGACAUUUCUGGUCAUGAGCAUUGUGUAACUGUGCAGCAGCUGAGCUGCUCACUCCGGACUAUUAUAGGUUCAGUAAUGGUAUUGUACAGAUUGCCAGCCCGCGAUCAUUCCAUUGCCCUUUCAAUGUUUUCAAACCAAUGUACUCUCUGUAUGUUGUAUACUAGUGCUGUCCGGCUAUUUUUUUUUACUGCAGUUCUUGUUAGUGUUACUGCAUUCCAUUGCGUUGCGUUGCUUUGGGUUGGAUCAUGAUACUGGCAGCAUGCAGGCAUGCUGUCCUUGUGUCAUCUGAUUCUUUUCAAAGAGCAGUGAACAGUAAUUGUUUCAAAUGCUCCAUCGGU